AUGGGCCCUCUUUUUCACACGACUUGCGUCGUCCUCCUCGCCCUGAACGCCGCUGCCAUCCCAGCCUCCAUCAGUCCCGAGGACUACGCCGCGGACGAGGCAGAGCGAACGCUCAACAACGAGAUCUUUGAUGACUACAGGGGGAAAGGCUGCGUGGAUGACAGUGGGUUUGUGUACAAACUCGGAGAGCGUUUCUUCCCAGGGCACUCGAACUGUCCGUGCGUGUGUACAGAGGAUGGACCAGUUUGUGAUCAACCAGAAUGUCCCAAGAUACACCCCAAGUGCACUAAGGUGGAGCACAACGGAUGUUGCCCAGAAUGCAAGGAGAUCAAAAACUUUUGUGAAUACCGUGGGAAGACUUACAAAAUCCUUGAGGAGUUUAAGCCCUCGCCAUGUGAGUGGUGUCGCUGUGAACCAAAUAAUGAGGUGCACUGUGUGGUGGCUGAUUGUGCCGUGCCUGAGUGCGUCAAUCCUGUCUAUGAACCGGAGCAGUGCUGCCCCAUCUGUAAAAACGGUCCAAAUUGCUUUGCCGGAACAACGAUCAUCCCAGCCGGCAUCGAAGUGAAGGUGGACGACUGCACCAUCUGCCGCUGCCACAGUGGGGACUGGUGGAAGCCCGCGCAGUGCCUGCGCCGCGAGUGCCUCAACGGCCAGUCGUAG
Molecule: messenger RNA, 660 nt
Organism: Sardina pilchardus (European sardine)
Lineage: Eukaryota; Metazoa; Chordata; Actinopteri; Clupeiformes; Clupeidae
Gene: vwc2l
Product: von Willebrand factor C domain containing 2 like
Exons: 3
Coding region: 1-660 (219 amino acids)
Biological process (GO): negative regulation of BMP signaling pathway
Cellular component (GO): AMPA glutamate receptor complex
Molecular function (GO): protein binding
Source: RefSeq, a predicted model, not a curated record